Laetiporus sulphureus 93-53 is the source of this 1110-nucleotide messenger RNA. Its product is annotated as pyruvate dehydrogenase e1 component beta subunit. Gene Ontology annotation, biological process: pyruvate decarboxylation to acetyl-CoA. The record is from RefSeq and is a predicted model, not a curated record. Bases 1 to 1110 code for a protein of 369 amino acids. The transcript is spliced from 7 exons. Gene Ontology annotation, molecular function: pyruvate dehydrogenase (acetyl-transferring) activity. NCBI's taxonomy places the organism in Eukaryota, Fungi, Basidiomycota, Agaricomycetes, Polyporales, Laetiporaceae.
AUGUCGAUGCGAGUCGCGCUUUCCCGCAUCGCCCCUGCCCUCUACACCGCUCGCGGCGCUCCGGUUACGGCGCGUCGGACUCCCUUCGCUCGCGGUUACGCUUCUCAGGCCGAGCACACGGUACUUGUCCGCGACGCUCUCAAUGCCGCGCUGGAGGAGGAGAUGUUGCGGGAUGACCGGGUGUUCAUCAUUGGUGAGGAAGUCGCGCGUUACAAUGGCGCAUACAAGGUCACGAAAGGCCUGAUGGACAAGUUCGGAGAGAAACGCGUCGUGGAUACCCCCAUUACGGAGAUGGGCUUCGCAGGUCUCGCAAACGGAGCCGCGUUCGCUGAUCUGCGACCAGUUUGCGAGUUCAUGACGUUUAACUUCGCCAUGCAAGCAAUUGAUCAGAUCGUCAACUCGGCAGCCAAGACGCACUACAUGUCUGGUGGUUGUGUGCACUGUCCGAUUGUUUUCCGCGGUCCCAAUGGGGCUGCAGCUGGUGUAGCAGCGCAACACUCCCAAGACUACGCGGCAUGGUACGGCGCUAUCCCAGGUCUGAAGGUUAUCAGUCCUUGGAGUUCGGAGGAUUGCAAAGGCCUGUUGAAGGCUGCCAUUCGCGAUCCCAGUCCAACCAUCUUCCUCGAGAACGAGAUGAUGUACGGCCAUAGCUUCCCAAUGUCUGCCGAAGCAAUGUCCGACAACUUCGUCCUUCCGAUCGGCAAAGCCAAGGUCGAGCGCGAGGGUUCCGAUGUGACUAUCGUCGCGCAUAGUUUAAUGGUCUCGCACAGUCUCGAUGCGGCAGAAGAGCUCGCGAAAGAGGGUAUCAAGGCGGAGGUCAUCAACUUGCGCACCAUCCGCCCGCUCGAUAUUGAGACCAUCAAGGCGUCAAUCAAGAAGACCAACCGCCUGGUCACGGUCGAGGGUGGCUGGCCUGGGUUCGGUGUCGGCAGCGAGAUCUGCGCGCAAGUCAUCGAGAGUGAAGCGUUUGACUAUCUUGAUGCUCCAGUGGAACGCGUCACUGGCGCAGAUGUCCCUGCACCGUAUGCGCUUAACCUCGAGCAGCUCGCUUUCCCGAACCCUCCACUCAUUGCGAAGGUCGCGAGGCGUGCUUUGUACAGGACCAACUAG